Tigriopus californicus is the source of this 2101-nucleotide messenger RNA. RefSeq names its product sphingomyelin phosphodiesterase-like. Gene Ontology annotation, cellular component: lysosome. The transcript is spliced from 14 exons. Gene Ontology annotation, biological process: ceramide biosynthetic process; sphingomyelin catabolic process. The record is from RefSeq and is a predicted model, not a curated record. NCBI's taxonomy places the organism in Eukaryota, Metazoa, Arthropoda, Copepoda, Harpacticoida, Harpacticidae. Bases 32 to 1897 code for a protein of 621 amino acids. Gene Ontology annotation, molecular function: acid sphingomyelin phosphodiesterase activity.
AACUUCAUUUUCAUCUUUCACUUCUGUCAAGAUGAGAGGGUACUUGGUUUGCUCUGUGUUCUUGUUAGUAACAGGGUUAUCCAAGCCCAUCCUGAGCUUCGAGUCGAAUGAACACCUUCAAGAUGCUCUUUUGGCCAUCGGACAUCGUGAAAUGGAACUCCCAUUGGAUUGGCACAACUUCGAGCGAGGUCUUUGGCCAUAUUUCGAUGCCCUGAGGCAUAUUGAUAUCUUUGAGGAACGUACUAAGAUUGUCCACAAGCUGGACGAUCGAGUCGAACUACUCCAUCAAGGACCUCUGGAAAACAUCACUUGCGCUCUCUGCGAUUCUUUCAUCAAAAUCGUCUUGGAUUCUGUGGAUGAAGGAACCCCAGUCGAGGAUAUUCAGGACUUGAUUGCUAACAUUUGCAUGGAUCUCCAUAUUGAGGCUGACACAGUUUGCCAAGGGAUUGUUUCGACUUAUGGACCCAUUCUGAAAUUUGUUAUCGAUGGACUUGGACCAAAAGCGACUCCGGAACUCUUUUGUGGAGUCUUUUUGGACGAGUACUGCAUGUCGACGGAAGUGAACGAUUUGGUCAAUAAUUGGGAGGUGACACAUUCCAACGUUCCAAAGCCGCCCUUCACUCCGCCCACUUUACCAGAGCCUGAAGCGACCAAACUCAAGGUUCUUCACCUUACUGAUCUUCAUAUCGAUUUAUCUUAUCUGCCUGGAUCAAACCCAGACUGUGGAAUGCCUUGUUGCUGCAUGAACACGACGGGUCUGGCUCAAGGGGAUGAACGACGAGCAGGAUAUUGGGGAGACAUUGCGGAUUGUGACCUUCCUAUUUGGACAUUUGAGGCCAUGCUACAACAGAUCAAAGAAGACCAUGGUUCCGAGUUGGCAUAUACCAUUUACACCGGAGAUUCCCCUCCUCAUGAUGUUUGGCAGCAAUCCAAGGAAUCGAAUUUUGAACACUCGAAGCGGGUUCUGGAGCUUUACAAACAGUAUUUACCCAAUGUACCACUUUACCUGAGCUUGGGAAAUCAUGAGGGGUUUCCCGUGAAUAGUUUUCCGCCUGAGGAAUUGCUUGGAACCGAAUACUCGGGAGCAUGGCUCUUCGAAGGUGUGGGAGAUCUGAUUUCAGAAUGGAUCACGCCUGAGGCGACAAAUACCUUUAAGGUUAAUGGACGCUAUUCUAUUCGGCCUUAUCCAGGCAUGAAAAUCAUCAAUCUGAACAACAACUUCGGAGUAGGAAUGAAUAUGAUGACGUAUUUUGAUUUCCACGAUCCCGCUAGUCAAUUGGCCUGGUUGUCAGAAGAGCUCCAAGAAUCAGAAGACCUGAGAGAGAAGGUACACAUCUUAACUCAUCAUCCAAAUGGGAAAUGUAUCCGAGGCUGGAGGGAGCAAUAUGCUAAGAUUGUUCACAGAUACGAAAGUACCAUUGCGGCUACAUUUGUUGGGCAUACUCACAAGGACAGCUUUGAGAUCUGGAUUGAUGGUGAAGGUCAAGCCACCAUGACAACCUUCAUCGGGCCUAGCGUAACACCGCGUGGUGAAAAAUCGCCAGAAUACAAAAUCUUUACCAUAGAUGGAGGUUACGAAGGGGCCUCUUGGCAGGUCCUUGAUUAUGACACUUAUAUUAUGGAUGUUAUGGACUACAACGAUCCGGAAGUGCCACCCAGGUUUUAUAAGUUCUAUUCGGCUCUAAAGGAAUUUGAAAUGAACUCGAUGUAUCCAGAAGACUGGAAGAUGUUGCUUGAGCGAGCCAUGACCGAUGACGACCUUUAUGAGACUCUUGUGAGGUUUCAGGCGCAAAAUAUUGCUUGGGCCGAUGAAGAUGACGAAAGACGGGAAUUCCUGUGCAAGAGAAUCAUCGUCGAAGGCCAAAAGGAUAACACAACUUGUCCUUUGCACUUUUAAGGAUUUCUCACGGAACAUUGACUGUCAAGAAAGUGCAACCUCUAUUGGCUUUCUCCCCGGUUUCAAAAUCAGAUAAUCAGCGACUUUUCUCAGGGUGAUUGUCCUUGGCACGAGCAAUUAGCACCUAUCAAUCUGACAACUUGCCCUUUUCCAUGUCUAUUUUUACUUACGUAUCAUGACAAAAUGCAAUUUCAAAACAACAAA